UUCCGGUAGUCUCACGCCUUGCGCGGUAAGAUGGCGGCGCAGUUAACGGACGCGGAAUUGUGUUCGGAACUGAGAAGACUUGGUGUGGUGCCGGGCCCGGUCACCGAGAACACCCGUCCCGUCUACAUAAAGAAGCUCAAGAAGCUGCGCGAGGAGCGUGGCGCUCGGCCCAAAACCAGGAACGGCGGCGGGGCAGGCCAGGGCUCGGGCCUCAGCGGAUCCAGCGCCAGCGUCACUGCUCCCCCCGUAUCCCCGAGCAAGCUGCUGGGCUUCAGCUCGGACGAGUCGGACGCCGAAGCCAACGGGCGGAGCGAGGCAGGCCGGCGGGCGGGCAGAAUGGAGAGAGCUUCUGGCGACUACCCCCGUCCGCGGCCUAGUAACAGCCGAGCGAGGAGCACACCGCAGAGAAUGGUGAGCAGCAACAAUAACGGCGACGCGGGGGCCUCGGCCGGCAGAAACAACUCCACCCCCUGGUGGAGGCCGAGUCCGAGCCGAGGCUCCCAGCAGGAGCCAGAGGAAGAGGAACAGCCACCGGGAAACGAGCUGCAUGCUAACAACAACGGCAGUGGCAGCACCGGCAGGGUCUCCUACAUUAGGGACGGCAAUUACUCCGACUCCGAGGAUGAACGAGCGGAGCGGGGCCGGAGGACGAACUCCAGACGGAGCCAGUCUAAGAAGUUGCUGGCCAUGUCAGGCACGGUUAAUAGCAGUGAUUCGGCGGAGGAAAGCGGCGCUGGGAGGAGAGGCGGCGCCAGGCGGAUCUACGACGUCGCCGACAGUUCUGGCUGUCUAGACACAAGAAGCCAACUGGAGGUGGAGGAUCAGAGGCAGGAAGACGCCAAAGAAGAGCCCACCAUGUUAUUGCGGUUCCGUAGUUCCACUUCCAACAAGACUAGCCCUGGAAUAUUGGCAGCAGAGAGGGACAGUCUUUAUAACAGCACCAGAAAUGACAAUCACAUCGGUCCGACUAGUCCAUCCAUCCACAACAGUAAUGUUCUCACCAGUAAAAGCGGUUCCUCGCCCUCUCUUCUACUCGAUGCCAAUCACUCAAACCACACAGGCAUUAACCAAACCUACAGUGCUUAUAAUCGUAAAAGCCCUAGAGAACCUGAGGAGGAACUGUUACAGCAAUUUAAACGGGAGGGCGGUUCGGCGAACGGUGGAUUCAGUGCACACUACCUAUCCAUGUUUCUUUUGACUGCUGCUUGUCUUUUUUUCCUUGUUUUGGGACUUACAUAUAUAAGAAUGAGGGGCUCAGGAGGACCAGAGGAAGUCAAACAGACAUUUGAAAAGGAUGAUGGGGUUAAAGAAAGGAUAAUUUUGAUCAUUCUUCAUCGAUUGCAUAGUCAUCUUGCAAAAAUAGCAGGAGAAUAUGAUUGUGGCGACCAUGUUCAUUAUAAAAACAGAAGUCUAUCUGUCCAAGGUGCUGCUGAAUAUGUAACUGAUCUUGAUCCCAAUUAUGAAGAUAAAUUUAAUGGUUCACUCAAGUGGAUUUUACAAAGUACUGAUGACUUGGGCAUAAAGUUACUUGGCAAUGACUCAGAAGUAGCGGUAAAUGAUGUGAGUGAAGUACUGUACCUGGAAUCUACCCAUCCACAGAUGUCUUUCAUUUGCCGUUUCCGCCGUGCAUUCUUAACAGUACUUCACAGAAUGUUUAUCUUCCUUGUUGGUGUUGGAAUUGUUUGGGGAGUGCUUCUUUACAUGAAAUAUCGUUGGAGAAAGGAAGAAUCAGAGACCAAACAGAUGUAUGACAUGGUGGAAAGAAUCAUAGAUGUUUUAAAAAGCCAUAAUGAAGCCUGCCAAGAAAAUAAGGAUUUGCAGCCCUAUUUACCUAUUCCCCAUGUACGUGAUUCUUUAAUACCACCUCAGAAUAGGAAAAAAAUGAAGAAGGCAUGGGAAAGAGCUGUGGAUUUUGUAGAAACCAAUGAAUCCCGUAUUCGUAAAGAAACUCAAAGAAUAGGAGGAGGAGAUAUCUUAGUAUGGAGGUGGAUGCAGCCGCCUUCGACUUGCGAUAAGAUUACAGUUGUGCCCUCAAAAGUAUGGCAAGGAAAAGCUUUCCACCUCGAUGGUAGAAAUUCACCACCUAAUAGUUUGACACCCUGUUUAAAGAUCCGCAACAUGUUUGACCCAGUCAUGGAGAUUGGGGAUGACUGGCAUGUUGCAAUUCAAGAAGCAAUUCUAGAAAAAUGCAGUGACAAUGAAGGAAUUGUUCAUAUUGCAGUAGAUAAAAACUCACGUGAGGGUUGUGUCUAUGUAAAGUGUCUCUCUCCAGAAUAUGCUGGCAAGGCUUUUAAAGCACUGCAUGGUUCAUGGUUUGAUGGAAAGCUAGUGACUGUAAAAUACCUGAGACUAGAUCGCUACCAUUAUCGUUUCCCUCAGGCUGUCCAUUGCAACACUCCCUUGAAACCAUCAAAUAGGUACAUGAAUUCAAUGUCACAUCUGCGUCUUCUAACCAACACAGCAAACUCCCAAGGAGCCUCAUGAGACCUCUGCUACUCCUGCCAGUACUGCUAUACUGCAGCAGGAGAAGUCCUGCUUGAAUGCUCUGUCUUCCUUUUUAUUGCUUUUAUAUGUACACUUUUUGUAUGAUAAGGACUGCAUCUUUUGUGUAAGAUGCCAGGAAGCUGAAGAAAAUUUCCAAAGGAGCUAUCUGUAGCAUUGGUGUAUUGGGAUUCUAAAAUAGUCGUGUAGAAGUAAAAAUGAGGCAUGACUUCCAUGCAGUUGUUAAUUCGUGGAUAGGACAUGAACUGUUUUGUUUACUGAAAGUUAAGAAUGAUAUUUUUAGGUACAUUAGACAUUAAUCAUGUAGAUUAAGUCCAAAUAGUAUUUGACAAUGGCUACAUGAAAGGGCACCAACAGGUUUAACUUGACUGCUCAAAACCCUUCCAUUUGCAGAGUCGUGAUUUGCAGUGGGUCAGAAGUAAAUCUAUACAAGUAGUUUGGCACAGGACAGGGCAACCAGCUAAAAGCUACAGAUAGCAUAGUAGGAAGACUAGCUGAGUACUAAUAGUACACAAAAUAGACAAGUGCAUUUCAACAGUCUUGAAUAAAUUUGAACACUACUCAGAACAACUUUAUAAUGUAGCUGUCUGCUUACCAAUAAGAUCUGAUUUUAUUUUGUGCACUAGGCAUGUCUGGAUUAAAAUGGUACCAUCUACAGAAAAGAGAAAACCAGCAGUAUUGUGUAAUGCACCAAAAUUUACAAAAUGAUCAAGUGCAGAUAGUUACAAAAUGCAAUUAAAGCUGCUUAUGUAUUUUAAUUAGCAACUUUAUCUUUCCCUCAGUACAUAAAUAAAAGCAACCUAUUUGACAGAA
Molecule: messenger RNA, 3315 nt
Organism: Hypanus sabinus (Atlantic stingray)
Lineage: Eukaryota; Metazoa; Chordata; Chondrichthyes; Myliobatiformes; Dasyatidae
Gene: lemd3
Product: LEM domain containing 3
Exons: 13
Coding region: 31-2484 (817 amino acids)
Biological process (GO): nuclear envelope organization; negative regulation of BMP signaling pathway
Cellular component (GO): nuclear inner membrane
Molecular function (GO): chromatin DNA binding
Source: RefSeq, a predicted model, not a curated record